Alternaria rosae is the source of this 1791-nucleotide messenger RNA. Its product is annotated as PQ loop repeat protein. Bases 331 to 1452 code for a protein of 373 amino acids. Gene Ontology annotation, biological process: basic amino acid transmembrane export from vacuole. The record is from RefSeq and is a predicted model, not a curated record. Gene Ontology annotation, cellular component: fungal-type vacuole membrane. The transcript has 2 exons. Lineage: Eukaryota; Fungi; Ascomycota; Dothideomycetes; Pleosporales; Pleosporaceae.
AUCUCAUAUUCUUUGCUCUCAUCAGAGACUACCCAGUCAACAUCUUCACCAUCGUCCUACAACAUACAUCCAUUACCUACGUACGCGGCUGAGCCGGGACUCGCUUGCAUAGCUAUAGUCGUCCGGUCUUUGUUAAGAGAAACGUUCACGUUCACGUUCACGUUCACGUCGCGUUUCAUCGCCAGUGAAGGGAGCUGCAAGCUUGCGAACAUCUGUCAACAAUAGUCAAGUCGCAAGGACUUUAGACCGGCUCCUCCGACUUUUGAGAGCUGCUCCAAAAUUGUGCGACUGAGAAAGAGCUAGGAAUUGGGUGGUUACGUCAUAGCGAAGAUGUUUCCUCCAUCGCAAGGCUUGCGAUUGGACAUUGAUGCCAUCAGCCAAAUAUUUGGUUCAAUAAGUAUCGCAUGCUGGAUAGUUGUUUUCUCACCUCAGAUUAUCGAGAAUUGGAAGAGGGGCUCAGCGGAGGGUCUUUCAGUGGUCUUCAUCGUAGUAUGGCUACUCGGUGACUUCUUCAACAUCAUAGGGGCGGUGCUGCAAGGUGUCCUGCCAACGAUGACCAUCUUGGCGGUGUAUUAUACUCUAGCCGACAUCGUGCUGCUGCUACAGUGCUUCUACUACAAGGGCUUUACACUGCGCGAUGAGUUUAAGAAGCCCACCGAUGAGUCCGACGAGGAUAGCGAAGUUAGUGAGCAGUCACCGCUUCUGCCUCAUCGCAGACCUCAGUCGAGCGGCUCACCCUAUACAAACGGCAACGGCCAUGGAAUCGAAGUCCAGAGACCGCGCAUUUCGGACAUUGACCGCCGUGGCUCAGGCCAUUCCCAAGGCUCAUUCCGUGAGCGCUACCUCUCCAUUGAUGGCACGCAUCUCUCGCCUGUCACACCGCUACACGAUGACUCAACUGCUGCACACCAAAAUGGCGCGGUUGCAGCCAGAUCUCAACUGGCCCAGUCCAGCUUGCAAACGAUCCUCUUCAAUCUUGGGACCAUAGUCCUUGUAUGCGCGGCCGGUGUUUUCGGCUGGUACCUUAGCGCACGAAACUCCACCGCUCCCAGCCAACCCGACGACCAGGACUCAUCACCCGAAUCGACCUUGCACUUCAACCUCUGGGGCCAGGUCUCUGGUUACGUUUGUGCUGCGCUUUACCUCGGGUCCCGCGUCCCACAGCUCCUGCUCAACUACCGCCGCAAGUCGACCGAAGGCAUCAGCAUGUUGUUCUUUCUGUUUGCUUGCCUGGGUAACUUGACAUAUGUGUUGAGUAUCCUAGUAUACAAGCCCAAGUGCGGAGGCCACAUCUGCCAGGAUGGUGAGGGACGUGCCGAGUACGGCACGUACAUUGCGGUCAAUAUGAGCUGGUUGUUGGGUAGCUUCGGAACAUUGUUGUUGGAUGCCGGGGUGUUUGUGCAGUACUUCUUGUAUAAGGUGGAUGAUGAUGAGAGUGACGAUGAAGAGUAGGCAGGAUACAUGUUGGGUGCCAAAAGUGUUUUAUCAUGAACGUUUUGGUUGUGGCAUGGCGAUCGACCAUGCGGGCGUGCACAACCAUGAAACUGUACAUUAUACGUAGCGGUAUCUGUUGGGCCAGCUGAUUCCUUUCAUAGGAGUCUAAUCGGUGCCUGGAGUUACCUAAUGCCAAGUGGCUCUCAACCUCUGAUAUCUAGAGACAGGAUCCGCCGGCCAUCGUUUGCAAGCGUCUAGCUACGUUAAACGCCCCCCUCGAUGCCUUAGGCUGGAUUAUGUGCGUUUGUUAGAAUGCCGGAGUCAUUUCAAAUCAUAAUGGAACAGAAACUCUUCACC